AUGUUAUUAAAGAGCAAAUAUACAUUUUGGGUGUCAACUCAGAGAACACAGACCAAGAUUGACAAGGAUAAUUACAAUGACAAUCUGUACAAAGUGUGCAACUUUGAAACAGCAGAAUCGUUCUGGAUGUACUAUCAAUGGAUAGCAAAGCCUUCAACCAUCCCAGAAGGGUGCCAAAUACUGUUAUUUUAGGAGGAAAUCCAACCAAUGUGGGAGGACAAGGCCAAUCAAAAUGGGGGAAGAUUUGUCUUCAGAUGCAAAAAUAAUGUUGAUCGAGUCUGGGAAAACAUCCUCUUGAGUUAUAUAGGUAAUCAAUGCACUUGCAAUGAAUUCAUUUGCGGAGUGGUCGUCAAUUAAAAAAGGUCAUUUACUCAGGUUUCAAUUUGGGUGAAGGACAUGACCUCGCAUUAGAACUAGGAAGAUAAAAUCACACAAUGGGUAAAAGAAAUGUUCGGAAUCAAUGAAUUAGAAUUUGUAUAGCAUCCAAAGAGUUGA
Messenger RNA from Paramecium tetraurelia, 495 nucleotides. RefSeq lists its product as uncharacterized. The transcript has 2 exons. Gene Ontology annotation, molecular function: RNA 7-methylguanosine cap binding; translation initiation factor activity. Gene Ontology annotation, biological process: translational initiation. The record is from RefSeq and is a predicted model, not a curated record. Lineage: Eukaryota; Ciliophora; Oligohymenophorea; Peniculida; Parameciidae. Gene Ontology annotation, cellular component: eukaryotic translation initiation factor 4F complex.